UCAUUUAGGGGGUAAACUCAAAACCCCAUUAUAAAAAGUCAACCCAUUGAUUUUGAUGGAAACUCAGUUUUCAUCACAGAAGCCAGAUUUACUCGGUUUUUCUCUUAUUUUGGUUGGCUGCAAAUCUAAAUUACGUAGUCCAACUCCAUAGUCAAAAAACCGAAAUGUGUCGUGGACCGUGGUAAUAUUUGUGGGACCUACUGCUCGUCACUUCACUUUACUCUUCAAAAGAGAGGAAAGAGAGGAAAAAAGUGGGUUGACACUUAAAAUUAGAAACAGCCGUUACUUCUUCUUUGUUGCCCUAAUUUUUACUUUGAUUUUCCCUGGAAAUGCACCUUCACUUCCAAACACUUAUAUUCAUCUACAAUAUCUUAGCUCCGGUGGUAAAAAAAACUAAUUGUAGUGAUCAUUUCACCUUCCAAUCGAGUUUUUUCUUGGAGAUUCUGAUGUUGAAUUAGUGUUCUUGAGAGGAUUCAUGAAUUUGGUUCCAAUUCAAAGAAUGGAAAAUGGAUUAAAUUCAUUGUUUAAUGAUGUAAACUUACAGUUCAAUUGUUCUACUACACCAACUACAGCUGCUACUUCUCAAGAAAUACCACAACGAAGAACUGAAGCUGUUGAUGAUGGUAACAAAACCAGAGGAUUGAAUAAUUUUAUUGAUGAAAAAAUCGAAAAAGAACCUUUUUUUCGAACUCAGAGUAUGGAGUUUCGUCCAAGUGUUUAUGAUAAUUCGAAUGAUGGUUCAGAAGAUGAUGAUGAUGAUGAUGAUGAAGAUGAGGAUGAAGGGGAUGGUGAAAUUGAGGGUUUGGUAGUAGAGGAGGAGGAUGAUAAGAAGAAGAUGAAUAAUAAUAGUAGUGGUAGUGUAGAUAGUAGUUCAGAGAAGAUAUGUAAUGAGAGGAGUAAUUUACAAGAACACCAUUCCUUUUUUGGUAAUUUAGGGUUAAGUAAAGGAAUGUUGGUGAAAGAUCAUAUUCAGAGUGGGAAUAAUACUAGAGGAAGUUGUUCAAGUGAAGAACAACAUCAACAUCAAGGAAGGGUUGGCGGCGUAUACGAUAAUGCAAUUACGAUUGCGGUACCUGAUAAUUACUAUUCACAAUUUAUACAGGGAACAGAAGGUGGGAAUAUGGUUCAUAAGGUUACAGAAGGAGGAGAAAAUGGUUGUGGGUUUAGUGGUAGAAAUGAUGUUUCUAUGUCAAAAGAAUCAGGGGAGUCUUUAAGGGUGAUUCUUUCGGAUCCUUUGAUUGGAACCCUGAUGGAUGAUGCGGUGAUAUUGCCUUGUGGACACUCAUUUGGAAGCGGUGGCAUGCAGCAUGUUAUUAGAACGAAAUCUUGCUACACUUGUUCACAAUCAGUUUCUGAAGAAUCUGUGGCACAAAACCUGUCUCUCCGUUCUGCAGUCCAGGCAUUUCGCCGGGAAGAAGAGUUGCAAUCUCAACGGGCAUCCAAAAGAAGAAGAGAAAGAUUUGAACAGAACAAGUGUAAUAACCAUGAUCCAUUUUCCAUGGAAAGAAUGGACAAUUCAAGGGGUAAAGGUGUUCAGUUUCCUUUUGCUGUCACUGACCGGGUUGUGAUCAAGGGGAACAAGAGAGUCCCAUUACGCUUUGUUGGACGCGAAGCUGUUGUAACAACUCAAUGCUUGAACGGAUGGUACGUGGUGAAGACUGUGGACAACGCGGAGAGUGUCAAGUUGCAAUAUCGUUCGUUAGCUAGGGUAUCUGAUAACCCGUCCUCACACAUACUAUCAAUUAAAGCUGCUCCAAGUUGGCUCUAGACUCGUGGUUCUUUAAAAAAUUGAAUGUGAGGUAUGUGCACAAUUCAGGCAGUGUCGAGUUGCAGUAUGAUUCCUUAGCUCUGGCUUGUCGUAAUCCCAUCUGCAAGCAUAGUAUCAAGUAGAGCUACUCCAAGCUGGCUCAUGAUGGAACUCUCUACAAAUCUCGAAUUUUGAGAGCAUGAAAAUUUGAUUUCAUCAGAAGUAUUUCUCCACUUACUAGCAAAGUCUGUAGUGUUAGGGUUGCAUAUAUUGUACGAAACUCCAAUUGGAUCUUAAUAUAAGAUAUAUUUGUUCGAGAGUCCAAAAUUGAGUAUGUUGUAGUCAGUGUAAUCUAUGGAGCUCGAGGAUAUAUGAUGUAUUAUUGCUUAUCUAUUAUAGUUUGGUCUACUGCUGCUGCUCUCAGCUGUGCUGAUAUUUUGUCUGUAAGAUUCAACUUUUCUUUGCCCAUUAAUGCGAUAUUAUGGAUUUACCUGU
Messenger RNA from Papaver somniferum (opium poppy), 2242 nucleotides. Its product is annotated as U-box domain-containing protein 62-like. The transcript has 7 exons. Gene Ontology annotation, biological process: protein ubiquitination. Gene Ontology annotation, molecular function: ubiquitin-protein transferase activity. Bases 476 to 1768 code for a protein of 430 amino acids. The record is from RefSeq and is a predicted model, not a curated record. Lineage: Eukaryota; Viridiplantae; Streptophyta; Magnoliopsida; Ranunculales; Papaveraceae.